Cetraspora pellucida is the source of this 305-nucleotide messenger RNA. Lineage: Eukaryota; Fungi; Glomeromycota; Glomeromycetes; Diversisporales; Gigasporaceae. The record is from the annotation of a GenBank genome assembly.
GAUUGUGGUUGGGGAUUUCUUAACAAUAGUUCACUAAAAAUAACAUUGGAUACAUGCAAGAAUCUAAACCAUAUAUUUAUCUAUGAAAGUAAUCGAAUAGCACCAAAAAUUAUCUUAAGUAUACCAGAAAAAUGUACAAGUAUAAAAACUAUAAAAAUACAAAAUUGUAAACAAAUAACAGAUAAAAUAGUAAAUCAAUUAUUGAGCAAAUAUCCGAAAAUUAAAAUUAAUAAAAUAGAAGUUGACUUACAAAAUGAGGAUGAUAUUGCAUCUCAAAUUAUAGAAGAUAUAUUUGAUGAAGACUA